GGAGCAGGCUGUCACUGUCGCCGGGGCAGGGAGCUCUGCGAGGCUCUAAUUAGUCAGUCUCACGGGGAGGGGCCGGGUGACCUCACGCUGGCCUGGACUCUGCGGCCAUUUAGCCGGUUCCCUUUGCAGUGGAGGCCGCGCUGCAUUCCAAGUCCUCGAGGCGUUUACGCAGCUGAUAAAGCCAACUCCAGCGUGAAAUUGAGGGCCUUCAUUACCGAAGAAGAUGCGCGCCCCAAUGCCAGAGCCCCAGCCUGGAGACCUGAUCGAGAUUUUCCGCCCUUUCUACAGACACUGGGCCGUCUACGUUGGCGAUGGAUAUGUGAUCCACCUGGCCCCCCCAAGUGAAAUCGCGGGAGCUGGUAUGGCCAGUGCCAUGUCUGCGCUGGCCGACAAGGCCAUAGUGAAGAAGGAUCGGCUGUGCGACGUGGCCGGGAGAGACCGGUACCAGGUCAACAAUAAGCACGAUGGCAAGUACGCGCCGUUGCCUCCCAACAAAAUUGUCCAGCGGGCGGAGGAGCUGGUGGGCCAGGAAGUUCUCUACAAGCUGACCAGCGAGAACUGCGAGCACUUCGUCAACGAGCUGCGCUACGGGGUCCCCCGCAGUGACCAGGUCAGAGAUGCCAUCAAGGUAGCUGGCAUCGCAGGAGUGGGCCUGGCAGCCAUGGGCCUCAUUGGAAUCAUGUUCUCAAGAAACAAGAAACAAAAGCAAUGACUUGAAGGGACUCUCUUGUCAGCAGUGAAUUUAUACAUUAAGGGGGCCUUCUUUGCUAGAGGGUUUGAGGUUUGGUUUGUGGAUUUAUUCUGUUUUACAAUAAGGCUUAUUUUCACAGAAUAAAAUAAAGCCCAAUGAAGGAGGAUUUUAUUGGGGGAAAUGCA
Molecule: messenger RNA, 876 nt
Organism: Balaenoptera acutorostrata (minke whale)
Lineage: Eukaryota; Metazoa; Chordata; Mammalia; Artiodactyla; Balaenopteridae
Product: phospholipase A and acyltransferase 3
Exons: 5
Coding region: 224-712 (162 amino acids)
Biological process (GO): N-acylphosphatidylethanolamine metabolic process
Cellular component (GO): cytoplasm
Molecular function (GO): glycerophospholipid phospholipase A1 activity; A2-type glycerophospholipase activity
Source: RefSeq, a predicted model, not a curated record